UUCCCUCACCUCGGGUUGUGACACUUCCGGUGGGUUCGUUCGUCUCCGGAGCCGCUUCUGUGUUUUCUGUCCGUUAGUCCGGUUCAAGUUCCCGAAGACGGAUCGACCGGCGAGCGUAGACUCACCGGAGGCCUCGCAGAAAGACCGAACACCGGUAAAUGAAUCUGUUUGCUCCCGGGUGAGAAACCUCGGGUGGAGCUGGUCGGUGUGUCCGGUGCGGCAGGUGGAGCUCGGGGCCUCAGCAGGAUGAAUAUCGUCUCUAAGAGUAAGAAGCGGGUGGUGCUGCCCAGCCGCCCCGACCCGCCCACAGUGGACCAGAUCCUGGAGGACAUCAACAGAGCCGCUCCCACUGACCCGGUCUUCAGCGCCCUGGAACGGACUGGACAAGACUCGCCCCGCCCCUCGGACUCGGACAUGGAGCUGAGGUUCCGUCAGUGUCGUCAGUACCUGGAUCUGAACGAGCGGCUGCAGGAGGCCAGAGGUCGUCUGCUGCGACAGAGGGAGGAGCUGAGGUCGGCGGGGGAGCAGCUGGACAGGGACGUGUUGGAGGCCAAAGGUCAAGCACUCUGACCCGACACGACCUGCAGACUGUGACACUGGUGAUGUCGUCUGACUCAGUGUUCUGACUUUAUAUUAAAGGCUCUGAACACUUUAACAAAGCAGAAGAAUCAACAGACGUUUUAAUGAAACACAUCACACUUUAUUGGAUGAAAACAUUAAUAAUGACUCUGUUGCUUUGCCUCACAUGACGCCGUCACGCCUCCGUGACCUCGGUCACACACGAACAUCUACACGUCUGUUCGUGUUUCACACGUGACUGUUCCACUGUCAGAGGUCGACUCUACAACACGACAUCCAGUUUGUGAGUAAAUCAAUGAAUCUCCUGCAGGAGUUUGGACUUGGGUGUGAACGAGGCGACUAACGGCGGAGGACAAAUGUUGGGACCUUGUGACGGUUCUUCACUUCCUCACUCAGUUUUCAUCGUUCUAAUCUUACAGGGCUGUUGAAGUGAUUCUCCUCCACGAUCCGUCAGUCGAGUGUUGAACGUCACGAGCUUCAACAAGGAACAAAAACUAUGAGUUUGUGAAAUGACGUCCAGAAAGUUUCUCAUCACUUAAUAAACCUUGUGUGAAAAAAAUGUA
Molecule: messenger RNA, 1142 nt
Organism: Scophthalmus maximus (turbot)
Lineage: Eukaryota; Metazoa; Chordata; Actinopteri; Pleuronectiformes; Scophthalmidae
Gene: c13h19orf25
Product: chromosome 13 C19orf25 homolog
Exons: 3
Coding region: 247-570 (107 amino acids)
Source: RefSeq, a predicted model, not a curated record